Messenger RNA from Alexandromys fortis (reed vole), 624 nucleotides. RefSeq names its product translation initiation factor IF-2-like. Lineage: Eukaryota; Metazoa; Chordata; Mammalia; Rodentia; Cricetidae. The record is from RefSeq and is a predicted model, not a curated record. Bases 1 to 624 code for a protein of 207 amino acids. The transcript has 2 exons.
AUGCAGGACAUCUUCCAGCCACGUGCCAACUCCAAGCUGCGUCCAGUGACAAACUCCAACACCUCUAGGUCCCCUUCUGUGGGAGGCUCCGAGGCGAGCGGACACCCCCAGAAACUCGUUGCCCUCCGGCGCUGCCAAGGGCGCCGCGCUCCCCGGCCCUCGGCCCAGGCCACAGGUGGCACCGCCCCCUCCCCGGAGCCCCGCGGCCCCCGCUCCGCGCGCUCGCCGGCUUGCGCGGGCCGACCCUUCCCGGAGGCUGCGGCCCGGCCCCGCCACCCCCGGCCAGCCCGCCCGCCGCCCGCCACGCCCCCUGCCCGCGCGCCGCCCGCCCCCCGGCCGGAGGUGGCCUCACCUCACGGGGGCCAGAGCGGGGAGGGCGCCCGGUCUCCGCCCGCCGCCCGGGCCCACGGCCGCUCGGCUGCGGCUCGGCCCCGACGGCCGGCAGCGGCGGCGCGCUUCUGGGGCGCGUCCUGCGCUGCUCGCGUCCCUGCUUCCUGUGUGCGCCUCUCCGGGCCGGCGCGCGCUCCCGCCACGGGUGCCCGCUGCGUGGCGCGCGCCGUGCCCUCAGGGCCUGAGGUCGCCCGCUGGGAUCUUCGUGUGCGGUGCACGUGCACGGACUUGUAA